Molecule: messenger RNA, 2271 nt
Organism: Monosiga brevicollis MX1
Lineage: Eukaryota; Choanoflagellata; Craspedida; Salpingoecidae
Exons: 11
Coding region: 1-2271 (756 amino acids)
Source: RefSeq, a predicted model, not a curated record
AUGGAUUGUGAUGUAUUGGUGGUGGCACGGCCGGGGGUGGUUUGUGCACCGGCCCGGCUCGCGGAUUGGACGCUGCGAUUGCUGACGGAACUGAACAACGCGGCGCGGUCUCGAUCGGGCCAUCUACGAUGGAACUUUUGCAUAUCAGAAAGCCCCGAGCCCUAUCACCGACGGUUCAAGGCAUGGGACCCCGCUGCCUUUGCCACUUUUUCAAACGUCUUACAAGCCCAGCUGACGACACUGCCUCGUCAGUCACCGCCAAAGCACCUACCCGGCGCCGUCUCCGUCCGCGACGUUCUGGCGCAGGCCCUGAACCAGCGCUGGGGUCCUCCGGCAGCUGGCGGCAUGCUCAACCACCUGGUCCUGUUGAUGUUGGACAUGGAUCAGCUUGCGCACAGUGACGAUUUGGAACAGCUCUUUCCCACCACCCUGCGCUCCCCUUUGGCCGACAAGGGCGUCGCGCUCGCCGUCGUGGCUUGGGGUCAAGCAAAGCACAAGCAAGCGGAUGCAAUCGGCGCCUGGCUUCGCGCGCACCGUAUUCAGCUCUUCAAUCUUGAGAGCUCCCUCCUUGGCUCCCAAUUACAUCACCGUGCCGUGCUUCUGGCCAAUCCACACCCUGCCUCCAGCAAACGCCCCUCGAGCGCCGGUGCUGUGGCCCCUUUCCAGUCCUUGAUCGCCGACGUUUCCACUGCACACGCUCAGCUUCGACGCUACCCGCUAAUGAUCAACAAUCAUGGAACCUGCACCAUGCUGGUGGCCGCCCCUCUGGCCGACUCAAUCUCUGACCAUCCUAUGGAAGCUGCUGCUGUCGCCGACGCCCCGACCAGCACCUGGACACAUGUUCAAGUUAUCGGGACCAUGCCCAUAUCCCAAGCACGUGCUCAACCUGCCAUAGCAAACUGGCUGGUAACGGCCCAAUGUCAUGGACAUGCCUCCCGCCCCUUCAUUCGGCUGCACCGGUACAUGCUUGAGAACAAGAUUGCGCUGGUUGUGGCCCUAAGCCAAAAAGAAGCAGCCCUUUUGCUACCCGGUGGACCAUUGUUUGCGCGACUUGCUGUCACACAGGGACCCCUUGAAGGGACCCCUGUGCCCGCUUCUGACGUGACAUCCCUCCUUGCACCUCCGCGUGCUGCCUUGCUCAACAUGGACGCACCCCAACAAGAAGGCGUCCCAACGCUUGCGCGCUGUACCUGUCAGACAUUUGGCCGCCUCGAUGCCCAGCAGCUGGCUGCCCAACCCCUGGACCUUCGUGCAACAGAUGCAGGGACGACUGGUCUCAUGGCACCUUAUGCCUCCGUUUUGGAGCCCUUCAUGUACAAGCCGGCGCCCGCGGCUCAAAAGUUUUCCUCUCGCCGUCCGGGCUUGCACCGCACUCUCUGGGACAAACGCUUAGAGAAUGCUACCACGGCAACUCAAAACACCGCCGGAGCAAACCAAUCCAGUAGCACCGCUACUACCGGUAACCCUGCCACAGGCUUCUCUGUCCAGGCUGCUGGCAUUCAGGAGAUGGCACGAGCUCUGGUAGCGCGCGGAGAGACCGAUGUCAGCCAACUGACCUCGCGGGUCGAGCAACUUGUAGCCGACGCUGGAAUGUCUGAUGCUCAACAGGCGGCUUGCACGGAGGCCCUGCAGAUGGUUUUGACACCUCGAACGGCCCUGGUCGACGAGGUGCAACGAAUUCGCCGCGACACCUCGCGUCAGGCAGAACAGGCCGCCCCGCGUGCCAAGCGCCGAAAUCACCGCCUCAAGCGGCUGUCUUCAACGCCUGAAGCAGAAUCUACCACUCCGGGGGAUGCCGCUGCUGCCCAUGCCCUCUUGGGCCACGCCGUGCGGCGACUGCAAGUCAACAUCCUCCUGCGUCUCGAGCUGCUCCUGGCUCUGAAUUCCUGGCCACACUUGGAAGGUCAACCUCCAGCCAAGGCUCUGGUACCCGAAGCCGAUGCCGACGCGGAGCUGAACGAGCGCCCCGAGCCCAUGGACCUCAAAUCUUUUGCCAUCAAUGACACCUUGAAUCUUGUGCAGGCUUUGAACGAGACGCAAGCCUUUGUCGACACCUCGCUUGAUUGGCUUACGCCGCCCAAACGCCACAACUCAACAGUGUUUCCCGGUCACAUCCCCGAUACGCCAUCGCUGGCAGCCGGCAAGCACCGACAUGUCCAAAGACCACCAGCCACCGAGGAUGAUACCCAGGAGCCCGCUCCUGAGGCGGGCUCGUCCGCUUUUCAACCACUGAGGCGCAAACGCGCCAAGCGCUCACUCAAUCUUACGUAA